UUGGAUUUGAACCGGUCAACGGAUGGUCGAUUGAUCCUUUCGGACUCAGUUCAACCUAUGCCUUUGUUCUUCAGAAAGCAGGCUUUGAAAACAUGUUAAUCCAGCGAGUUCAUUAUGCCAUAAAGAAAGAAUUAGCCCUUCGGAAGCAACUGGAAUUUGAGUGGAAACAAGCGUGGGCGUCCAGGGGAAUCACGUGCCACUUGAUGCCGUUUUAUUCGUACGACGUGCCGCAUACGUGUGGCCCGGACCCGAAAGUGUGUUGCCAGUUUGACUUCAAACGGCUUCCCGGCACGGGUGUGACGUGUCCCUGGCGGGUUUCCCCGGUCCCGAUCACUUCCGAAAAUGUUGAAUCACGUGCACACGUCAUCAUGGACCAGUAUCGAAAAAAGGCAGAAUUGUACGCUUCCAAUGUUGUUCUGAUACCCUUGGGAGAUGAUUUCCGCUUUGUUUCUCCCCGUGAGUGGGACGACCAGUACAACAAUUACCAAAAAUUGUUUGACUUCAUCAAUGCUGAUACGUCACUCAAUGCUGAGGUGAACUUCGGAACGCUUUCCGAUUAUUUCAAUGCGCUGAGAUCAGAAGAAGCUUUUGAGGAUUUGCCUUCGCUGACUGGAGACUUCUUUUCUUACAACGAUCGUAACGACAAUUACUGGACCGGCUAUUAUUCGUCGAGGCCGUUUUACAAACAUUUCGACAGACUUCUCACUCAUUAUUUGAGGAGCGCCGAGGUUUUAUACGUGGCGGCGUUGACUUCUGGACAAGUCCCUGGGGAAGAAUCCGUAUUGAUGCAUACCCAACUUGAUCAGGCUAGAAAAGCCUUGUCCUUGUUCCAACAUCACGACGGAAUCACGGGAACUGCGAAAGACUUCGUCGUCGACGAUUACGGAAAAAAGAUGCUCGAAGCUCUUGCAAAUUGUGAACGAGUAAUGGGAACUUCGCUGACGCGUUUGACCAAGAAAGAAAUUCAGCACAUUAGUAUGACCGAAGUCAUGCCGGAAUUCAAUACCGUCCUGCGGCCAGUUUUCGUCAACGAAGAUGUUUCCAUUGUUGUAGUCUGCAAUCCUACGCUUUCGAACCGGAAGGAAAUCGUUUCUUUUUAUUCUGAACGUGCGGACGUGAUGGUGGUGAACGCGAGGAUGCAAAUCAGUCCGAAUCCCUCGCCGAUGGAAACCGGUAGUCACUUUAUAGUGUAUUUUGAGGCUGACGUGGAACCGUUGUCGGUGAAGUCCUACUCGCUCAAGUUCGGUGUCGAGUCGAAAGAGAGCUUUGCGACAGUGACGGUGCAUGACGGGGGUUUGGAGUCGACGCAGGAUUGGUCUCGAGGACUCCCGACGCAAUUUGAGAGACGGCGUGCUAGUGAUGACGAGUUUUCCAUUGGAUUCUCUGAUACACUGUUGUUUGACUCAUCGGGGAAUUUGAAGAAGGUUCUGUUUGCUGAUGGAACCGGGAUGAACGUGAAGGUCAAGUCAAUUCAGUACGGGACCAGGUCACACGGGGAGGCCAGUGGUGCGUAUUUGUUUCUGCCGGACGGUCCUGCUAAGGAUUACGUCGUCCGAGAUCCGGCCCCAGUUGUGCGAAUCGAAGGU
Messenger RNA from Notodromas monacha, 1586 nucleotides. NCBI's taxonomy places the organism in Eukaryota, Metazoa, Arthropoda, Ostracoda, Podocopida, Cyprididae. The record is from the annotation of a GenBank genome assembly.